Molecule: messenger RNA, 885 nt
Organism: Lineus longissimus
Lineage: Eukaryota; Metazoa; Nemertea; Pilidiophora; Heteronemertea; Lineidae
Exons: 4
Coding region: 69-533 (154 amino acids)
Biological process (GO): mitochondrial respirasome assembly; regulation of oxidative phosphorylation; mitochondrial electron transport, cytochrome c to oxygen
Source: RefSeq, a predicted model, not a curated record
UGCGCCAUCUGAAGGACAAAACCGUCACACUUCAUCUAAUUUUCUGCAUUUCGCUGCCACAUUUCAACAUGUUCUUUAAAUUUAACCCCUUUUCGGGGCGGGUAACACAAUCUUCUCAAAGCUCAGCAUACAAUCCACGUGGCAUUGCACCACACAGUGAACCACCCAGUGCAGAAAUUAUGUUCGAAAGUAGCAGAGUGAAACCUAUCCAUGAAACUGGGACUGCAACAGGAGGUCGUGUUGCAGGCCAGCCUGCCAAGGCAUUGGGUGCUAUGGAGGCAUCAGUGGUAUCAGCUCUUGGUCCUACUGCCAGUGGCAAGGCCCUUGGUUAUGUACCAAACCACCCAGGAUACUUUCGGUUCAUGGAGUUGCAAAAACUAUUUACAAAAGACGAUCAUCUCCUUGUUUGGAUGAAGAGGGGGUCCCGGGACAUGGGACCAUAUUAUCUCACGUUAGGUCUCUGUGCCAUUGGCAUGGGAUUGGCUGUGAAGAAUCUUAUAGCUAUGUCUUUUCCAAAAAAGAAUGCAGAUUGAUGAAGUUGCUGAUUAGUUUGUUAUUUAUAAAAUGAGGACAAGGAACAUUAAAAGACAAGCAGUUUAACCUUCAACGUUGUCUGAUCAUCUGAGAUUUCUACACAUAAUAGAUGAAAAGAGUGGAACAAACAUUGGAUUGUUUUCUUCAUAAAGCAUGAGAUUGUUCUUUUCAUAAAUUGUUGUGUAGAACUGGACAUCAAUUAUACGCCGAUGAGUUGGAGGAGACAAGUGAAAGCAGGAUGUGACAAAGACGUAGGUAUUGUGUGAAUUUGUAGUGAAAGUUACAACAUGAACAUUAAAAUGCUUUUUGUCAAUGGAAAUGUGACUGGUGUAUUUCUGUAAAUAAAAUUUC